This is a messenger RNA of Suillus bovinus, 1342 nucleotides long. RefSeq names its product NAD(P)-binding protein. NCBI's taxonomy places the organism in Eukaryota, Fungi, Basidiomycota, Agaricomycetes, Boletales, Suillaceae. The coding region runs from base 114 to 1295 and encodes 393 amino acids. Gene Ontology annotation, molecular function: 3-beta-hydroxysteroid 3-dehydrogenase (NADP+) activity. The transcript has 7 exons. The record is from RefSeq and is a predicted model, not a curated record. Gene Ontology annotation, cellular component: mitochondrial outer membrane; lipid droplet; endoplasmic reticulum membrane.
AUUGGGAGGAGAUUCUCGCCUUCAAGUCUGGCGUAACGACUAUCAAUUCGCUAGGCAACUACUAGCUAGUAAUCACACGAGGAACGUCUCACGCACGUCUUUCUCUGGGUGUCAUGUCGUGGCCAGUUAUCGUUGUGACAGGUGCAAAUAGCGGCGUCGGUUUGGGAAUUUGCCAGCGUCUGCUUGUUCAGCUAAUAUCCAAAUCUCCAACAGACGCCCAACCUCAUUACAACUUUCACGUCCAAAAAACGACAACCAACGACGCCUCUUUCGAUGGGUUGACUCUAAUUCUUGCUUGUCGUAGCAGACAACGAGGAGAAGCUGCUCGCGACAAACUAUACCAGUUUGCCGACGAACAAGUUUGUCACCUUGAGAUACUUCCAGGCUACGACGGACAUGCCGAGACCUUUAGAAAACACCUAACCAUUGUGGUCCAUACCGUAGACUUGUCGCACAUCCAAACAGUGUUCCGAUUCGCUGACGAAAUUAUCAAAACAUACCCAUAUGUCUCGCAUCUCAUCUGUAAUGCAGGAGUUGCUUCUUUCGUCGGCAUUAAUUGGCGUUUAGCUAUCAAGCAAUACGCCACGAGCUGGGUUGAGGCCGUGACAUCUCCUACAUACUACACGCAAGAAGUUGGACAACUCAGUCAAGACAGGUUAGGGUGGGUGUGGCAGUGUAACGUCUUUGGACACUAUGUCCUGUUUCGAGCUCUGAAAUCUCACCUAGCAAAAUACCAAAUGUCUACUGGCGCCCGCGUGAUUUGGAUCCCAGUUUAUUACGAUCCUACAGACUGGCAGUUGAUCAAAUCUGCGCAUUCCUACGAGAGCUCAAAAUUCCAGAUGGACUUGAUCGCUCAUCAACUGGAUCAGGCGUCGCUCGAAGACUCUGACAAGUUACCCACGCGACACCUGAUAGUACUACCCUGCGCGCUUUUAGGUACUUUCUCAACAAUGUGCAUGUUCUUUUCUUUCUAUCUCGCUCGUUUUCUUGGAUCUCCAUAUCAUCUCAUAACCGGGUUCAAGGCAGCUAUCUCUGCAGUACAUCUCUGCUUAGUGCCGUUGGCUUGCCUUCCUACAGUUAGCUCGACAGAGUUCGAUGAUUCAGACCCUACAGCUACAGUUGAAGUGGGCUUCCGUUAUGUCUCAGAAUGUGACAGAUGGGGCAAGGAGCGUGUUGGCACAAUGAAGCUGAUGCGUUCCAAAGAGCACAACAAGCAGUGUGACGACCUCAUGGACCAUUGCGAGCGUCUUUUUACAGCAUUUUGUGAAGCGGAGGGACGUUCAUUACCUUCUUAACGAGCCCACGAGAUAUAUCUUGUCAAAAAUUAUGUAUGAUCGAUCGA